UUCUACCCUGAUCACGGAAAAUGUCAAACCGGCCGCAAGUUAAGAAAAUCGCAGAAAGGAAACGACGCAUCAUUUUUAGCGACAAAAAGAAUUAUUGAAUUUAAUUCAAUAAAAUAUUAUUUUCGCGAUUCGAUAUCGUGAAAAGACAGAAUCAUUAUGUUUGAUAAUGAAGAUGUGGACCACUUUGAGGAGGAGGAUCCAGAGGAAAUCUCUCACGAACUGUGGCAAGAAGCCUGCUGGAUCGUCAUCAACGCCUACUUUGACGAGAAAGGUCUUGUCAGGCAGCAGCUGGACAGUUUCGAUGAGUUCAUUCAGAUGUCCGUUCAACGAAUCGUCGAGGAUUCCCCAGCUAUUGAACUGACGGCAGAAGCUCAGCACACUUCUGGAGAUAUUGAAACGCCGACACGAUAUGUACUGAAAUUCGAUCAGAUUUAUCUUUCGAAGCCGACCCAUUGGGAAAAGGAUGGUUCACCGUCGCCUAUGAUGCCGAAUGAGGCACGUCUGCGUAAUCUUACGUAUUCUGCGCCGUUGUACGUUGAUAUCACCAAAACAAAAAUCGUAGAAGGUCAAGAACCGGUGGAAACUCAACAUCAGAAGACGUUCAUCGGAAAAAUUCCAAUCAUGUUGCGAUCCACGUACUGCUUGCUUUCACAGUUGACGGAUCGUGAUUUGACCGAAUUGAACGAAUGUCCCCUUGAUCCCGGCGGUUAUUUCAUUAUCAACGGUUCCGAGAAGGUGUUGAUUGCACAGGAAAAAAUGGCCACCAAUACGGUGUACGUGUUCAGCAUGAAAGACGGCAAGUAUGCCUACAAAUCGGAAAUUCGUUCCUGCUUGGAACAUAGCUCCCGCCCAACAUCCACACUCUGGUGCAACAUGAUGGCGCGUGGUGGUCAAAGUAUCAAGAAGUCGGCCAUCGGCCAACGGGUGAUUGCCAUCCUACCGUACGUAAAACAGGAAAUUCCGAUCAUGAUUGUAUUUCGAGCAUUGGGUUUUGUGGCCGAUCGUGAUAUCCUCGAGCACAUUAUUUACGAUUUUGACGAUCCAGAAAUGAUGGAAAUGGUCAAGCCAUCGCUCGACGAAGCUUUCGUCGUGCAGGAGCAGAACGUGGCUUUGAACUUCAUUGGUGCAAGAGGUGCUCGUCCUGGUGUCACUAAAGACAAACGUAUCAAGUACGCUAAGGAAAUCUUGCAGAAGGAAAUGUUGCCUCAUGUGGGUGUUUCGGAUUUCUGUGAGACAAAAAAAGCCUACUUCCUUGGUUAUAUGGUGCACAGGCUGUUGUUGGCUGCGUUAGGUCGUCGUGAAUUGGACGAUCGUGAUCACUACGGAAACAAACGUUUGGAUUUGGCAGGACCGUUAAUGGCAUUGUUGUUCCGAGGAUUGUUCAAGAGCCUUGUUAAGGAGGUGCGCAUGUACGCACAAAAGUUCAUCGAUCGUGGAAAGGAUUUCAACCUGGAGCUGGCAAUCAAAACCAAAAUCAUUACCGACGGUUUGCGUUAUUCGUUGGCCACAGGUAACUGGGGAGAUCAGAAAAAGGCCCAUCAGGCUCGUGCCGGAGUAUCUCAGGUGUUGAACAGACUUACAUUCGCCUCAACUUUGUCCCAUUUGCGCCGUGUCAACUCUCCGAUUGGUCGUGACGGUAAGCUGGCCAAACCUCGUCAGUUACACAACACUCUCUGGGGCAUGAUUUGCCCCGCCGAAACACCUGAAGGUGCUGCUGUCGGAUUAGUAAAAAAUAUUGCUCUCAUGGCUUACAUAUCCGUCGGAUCGCAACCGUCGCCAAUUCUUGAGUUCUUGGAGGAGUGGUCGAUGGAAAACCUUGAAGAAAUUGCCCCUUCUGCGAUAGCCGACGCCACUAAAAUAUUUGUCAAUGGAUGCUGGGUUGGAAUACAUCGCGAUCCGGAGCAGUUGACGGCCACACUGAGAAAACUACGUCGUCAGAUGGAUAUCAUCGUAUCUGAAGUAUCUAUGAUUCGUGAUAUUCGAGACAGAGAGAUUCGUAUCUAUACCGAUGCUGGACGCAUUUGUAGACCUUUGCUGAUUGUCGAAAACGGAAGUCUAUUAUUACGCAAAAAUCAUGUUGACAUGUUGAAGGAUCGUGACUACAACAACUAUGGCUGGCAAGUGCUGGUCGCUUCUGGUGUCGUUGAAUAUAUCGAUACUUUGGAAGAGGAAACUGUCAUGAUUGCGAUGACUCCGUACGAUUUAAAGCAGGACAAGGAGUACGCAUAUUGUACCACCUAUACUCACUGCGAAAUUCAUCCGGCUAUGAUCCUCGGCGUUUGUGCCUCCAUUAUUCCGUUCCCGGAUCACAAUCAGAGUCCGCGUAAUACCUAUCAAAGCGCUAUGGGUAAGCAAGCUAUGGGCGUCUACAUCACCAAUUUCCACGUUCGGAUGGAUACACUUGCGCACGUACUCUACUAUCCGAUGAAACCGUUGGUGACCACUCGUUCUAUGGAAUAUCUACGUUUCCGUGAGCUUCCAGCCGGUAUCAACACUAUCGUAGCAAUUCUGUGCUACACUGGCUACAACCAGGAAGAUUCUGUCAUCUUGAACGCAUCCGCUGUAGAACGUGGCUUCUUCCGAUCAGUGUUCUACCGUUCUUAUAAGGAUUCAGAGAGUAAGAAAAUCGGCGAUCAGGAGGAACAAUUCGAAAAACCCAAUCGGCAAACCUGCCAGGGAAUGCGAAACGCUCUAUACGACAAACUGGACGACGAUGGUAUCAUCGCACCGGGUCUCCGUGUUUCUGGCGAUGAUGUCGUUAUCGGCAAAACUAUCACACUCCCGGAAACAGACGACGAUCUGGACGGUACUACCAAGCGGUAUACCAAGAGAGAUGGGUCCACCUUCCUGCGUAAUUCGGAAACCGGAAUUGUCGACCAGGUUAUGUUGACAUUGAACAGCGAAGGUUACAAGUUUUGUAAAAUUCGUGUCCGCUCGGUUCGUAUCCCGCAAAUCGGUGACAAAUUUGCUUCCCGUCACGGUCAGAAGGGUACCUGUGGAAUCCAGUAUCGCCAGGAGGAUAUGCCUUUCACGUGUGAGGGCCUCACUCCGGACAUCAUUAUUAACCCGCACGCCAUUCCAUCCCGUAUGACAAUUGGUCACUUGAUCGAGUGCAUCCAGGGUAAACUGGGUUCCAACAAAGGUGAAAUCGGUGACGCGACGCCGUUUAACGAUGCUGUUAACGUGCAGAAGAUUUCCACUUUCCUUCAGGAGUACGGCUAUCAACUCCGUGGCAACGAAGUGAUGUACAACGGUCAUACCGGUCGGAAAAUCAAUGCCCAGGUUUUCCUGGGUCCUACAUACUAUCAGCGUCUCAAGCAUAUGGUGGAUGACAAGAUCCAUUCGCGUGCUCGAGGUCCGGUGCAAAUUCUGGUCCGACAGCCUAUGGAGGGUCGUGCCCGUGACGGUGGUCUGCGUUUCGGAGAGAUGGAACGUGAUUGUCAAAUCUCGCACGGUGCUGCUCAAUUCUUAAGAGAGCGCCUAUUCGAGGUAUCCGACCCCUACCGGAUACAUGUGUGUAACUUCUGCGGCCUGAUUGCGAUUGCCAAUAUGCGCAACAAUACGUUCGAAUGCAAGGGAUGCAAGAAUAAGACACAGAUAUCGCAGGUAAAGCUGCCGUAUGCCGCGAAACUAUUAUUCCAGGAACUGAUGGCUAUGAAUAUCGCACCGCGUUUAAUGGUGCUUUAAUUGCGCGUUACUCUAUACUGUUCUGGAGCUUCAGGAUGUAAUAGUAGUAAGAAUUACUUAUUGAUGACCCAUUUGAAACUUCAUUUAGACUAUUUUAUUCAAGACAAUUGUGUAAUAA
This is a messenger RNA of Armigeres subalbatus, 3805 nucleotides long. RefSeq names its product DNA-directed RNA polymerase II subunit RPB2 (gene RpII140). Gene Ontology annotation, cellular component: RNA polymerase II, core complex. The record is from RefSeq and is a predicted model, not a curated record. Bases 157 to 3687 code for a protein of 1176 amino acids. Gene Ontology annotation, molecular function: DNA binding; ribonucleoside binding. The transcript is spliced from 5 exons. Gene Ontology annotation, biological process: DNA-templated transcription. NCBI's taxonomy places the organism in Eukaryota, Metazoa, Arthropoda, Insecta, Diptera, Culicidae.